Molecule: messenger RNA, 4668 nt
Organism: Dinoponera quadriceps
Lineage: Eukaryota; Metazoa; Arthropoda; Insecta; Hymenoptera; Formicidae
Product: interference hedgehog-like
Exons: 7
Coding region: 486-3035 (849 amino acids)
Biological process (GO): axon guidance; cell-cell adhesion; nervous system development
Cellular component (GO): plasma membrane; axon
Molecular function (GO): protein binding
Source: RefSeq, a predicted model, not a curated record
UGCUCUGCGCCGCCGCAUCCCUUCGUAAGCCGCGAUCGGCCGCGGUUCAAAACCUGUCGGUCUGCAUUCCAGUGUCCCGGUGAACGUCAAGCGAGUCGUCGUCUGGUGUCGUCGCCGUCGUCGUCGUCGCCAUCCCUACGUGCGAUCGUUCGUACGUUCGUAACUGAUCAGAGUCGCGUCGCGGCGCGUUUAACGAAACGUGAGCGAACAUGAAGUGGCGAGACGAGAUGUGAGAGAGAGAGAGAGAGAGAGAGAAGCGGCUGAGAAAAGCCGGGGCCCCCUAAAGCGGACCACAAAGGACACACGGCCCAGCGAAGCAGCGCCGCGCCGGUUGCGCACCUCGCUAAGAUUCUCUUCUCGCUUCGGAGCGAGAAGCGACGUAUUGGCCGCGAACGAGAGAUAAUCGCGUGCAACGGGACGACUUUCUCGGCGUCGUCGGCUUGGUCGCAUGACCGCCAGAGCGAAAAAAAAAGGAAUGUGUCAAGAUGACAUCUAUCUCCUCUUCUUGCGGCGUUAUCAUAGUCCUACUCUAUAGUCUGAUCACUUGUACACAUGGGGAGAAAGACGAUGGUAUGUCGUUCACCCGGCACCCACAGCCGCUGGCCGCUCCGUUACAUGACGAUGUAAAUUUCGAGUGCAGUCUCAAUCUGCCCGCGGAUAAUUUCGCGUGGCAGCACAAGCCGCUGGGUGCACGCAAAUGGAUACGGCAGCCGCAUCCCAGCGGUGGCGGGAAGACGUCGCGACACGUUGUCAAUUUCGACGAUGCGUCGAAAGCCGGCGACUACCGCUGCGUCGCAUUUUUCGCCAAUGUCAAACGAAUACCACGAGAUUUCUCGGACCUCGGUGAUACGCAGGAAGAGUCAUCCCGAUUUCGACGAAGCGUUUUCGGGAGAUUCGCGAGCUACACGCCGGAAUUGAUACCUCCCGAUGCUCCCGCAGGUACUAGCGGUUUUGCGUCCGACGCAGCGAGACUAACGCUCGCGACGAUCCAGGAAUUCUCCGACAAGAGUGACGUCUUGAUCCAGGUGGCGGAGGGUAACACCGUGCCGAUCACCUGCCCCAUAUUGUACUCCGAGCCGGAGGCGAUAGUGACGUUCUUCAAGAACAACGUGCUCGUCAGGGACGCGAACGUGGUGAACGGCAGGACGAUGGUCAUCGGUAACGCCAAGUUGCUGGACAGUGGCUCCUACCACUGCACCGCGGAGAAUUACAUAACGCAGCAGACGUUCACGAGCGUGCACAGGACGAUCCUGAUGGUGCACGCGAACGUGAGCCAGCAGGAGCCGUAUCUGGUGAAGCAACCGCAGACGGAAUACACAGUGGUGCGCGACAGGAACGUCACGUUGGAGUGCUUCGGCGCUGGCUACCCGGUGCCGCGCGUCUCCUGGAACCGGCUGGUCGGCUCCCUGCCGUCCAAGUCGGAGAAAUCGUCCACCGGCCUGACGAUCGUGCACGUGCAGCCUGCCGAUCGCGGGGAGUACGGUUGCAUGUGGAGCAACAACGCCGGACAGGUCAGGUCUGUGAUAAUACUCAGGGUGAUGGAGCCGGCGAGGGUGACGAAACAGCCGACAGCGUCAACGACUUCCGAGGGCGGCAAGCUGGAGCUCUCGUGCGGCGUGACCGGCGAGCCGGUGCCGAACGUCGAGUGGCUCAUCAACGGGGAAAGCCUGACGUCCAUGGCGAAUCUCGAGAUCAAAGGCACCACCCUCGUCAUAUCGGAGCUCGAGAAGAAGCAUGCCGGGAUCGUUCAGUGCGUCGCCAGCAACGAGUACGGCUCGCAUUCGUCCGGCUACAAUUUGCUGAGGGUCAACCCGAAGCAGCACGUUCUAGGCGGCACCACGGAGUCGAAGCCCACGGACUACGAGCUCUCCGUGUCGAGGCACAAGCACACCAGAGGAGGUGGUAGGCGCAGAAAUAAGGAGGGAAAAAGGAAAGGCACAGCAGUUCUGGUACCACCAGACACGCCUAAUGUCACAAGACUGUCCGAUACUUCAGUCAUGGUGCGAUGGGCGGUGCCGGAGAAUAAAGGUUUACCGAUCUUGUUUUUCAAAGUACAGUACCGUCCACUCGGCAGAGCGAACGGCAAACAGUCGAAGUGGAUGACGGCCAACACCGAGAUACCGAAUCACGUGCGGUCUUUCGAAGUGUCUGAUUUGCAGCCCGACCAUACUUAUCGAUUUAGAAUCGCCGCGGUAUACUCGAACAAUGAUAACAAAUUGAGCCUAAACUCCGCGCGUUUCCGUCUCAAUCGACUGUCCGAGAACAGUAAGAUGCCGAUACCCGAGUUGACCGAUACGAAGGCGUUGGGACCGCACCAGGUCCUGCUGAUUUGGGAGAAUCCCGACAACUCCGCGAGUAUCGAUGGAUUCUACAUAUAUCAUCGGGCCUCCACGUCGGCCGGCGAUUACCUGAAGACCACCGUCGAAGGGAAGGACGCCUGUAACAUGACCAUCUCUCAUCUGCAAGCCGACACUACUUACGAGUUCAAGGUUCAGAGCUUCUCCGUGGACGCGGCGUCGGAAUUCUCCAAGAUACUGCGGCAGAAAACGAUGAAGAGCACCGUCGAGCAACCGGUGGAGCAGGUGGUCGCGGAGAACAAAGUAAAGCCCAACGAAACUAACAUAAGUGUCAGUGUAUACGUUAUAAUCGCCAUAGUAUUCGUGGCGUCGGUCUUCGUAGGGAUCGUAGUGACGAUCAUAUACAAGAAAGCGAAGUAUAAGCAGAGCCGGGGGUCUUCGCAGAACGAAGGUAAAUCGAUAACAAACGGACGAGUAAUAAACGGCGGAGUUACAGACUCCAAAAUUAAUAUUACGUCCAAUCCGCUCGCCGGUCUCGACACAUCCGAAGACAUGAUACAGCCUAAGAGCGGACAACAGUCGUCGAUGGAAAUGACGUCGUUUCUAAACGGCCAAAACAACAACAGCAACAGCCAUAACAACAGCGACACGGCCGGAUCGGACGUGGUGAACACCACGUCACGUAGCGAGCCGUCGUCUCUACUCCAAGGGCAGCUGCCUAUCGAGCAACGUUUGUGAAUCGUAGCUAUGUCUCUGUUUUUAGUAAAACGGUAAGAUCGUCGACGACACGCGGACACGUGUCGCCGGACAGGUGUCGGGUUGCUAUCACGCUUGGCGGACGCCGCCGGCCCUCCUCUCGGAGGGUCCGCAAACACAAAGACAACACGAUUUAUCAAUUACACGUUAUCUUAAUUUCGAGAUUAUGAAAACCUUAACUUAUAGACUGUAUUUAACGUUCAGUUAUCGCAAUCGAAGAGAGAGAGACUGUUGCAAGACAUUUACAUAUACAGGGUGUCUUAAAUAGUUAUGCUCAAACUUAUCGCUGUUGUAAACCGGGGCUGGUUCGGCGCGUGCGGGAAACUUUCGCUUGCAUGUAAAAAAGAAAGAAAUAAAUAAACAGAAGAAAAGAAGAAAGAAAAAGACGUGCGAUGUUACAGAUGUACCGGCGAACUUCUUAAGAUUGAUACACGCGAGAAGGUCGUUCGAAACGUGUUCCGUUCUUCAUCGGCAUUCCGUCGGUGUCGGAUUUCUCAAUCGACAGUCGAAACAGUCCCACUUUACGGCACGGUAAUGACGUAGGAAGUAAAGAUCCGGAUCUGGUUGCAUAUCUCACGAGAUUUAUAUUCUCUUGGUCUUUCCUUCUCCUUUAAUAAGAGAAUGUUAGGAAUUUUCACGCCCGUUAAGUAGGUACGAAAUUCAAUAAAUGUACCUGCGAAGUGACUAACUUAACUGUGUUACGUAUCUACUUAACGGGCAGAAGCUAGUGAGCACUGAACAACACACAAGUUAUUUAGUAAUUUUGAUAUAACUUUUUAUGCGCGAUGCGCGUACUUUUGUACGCGUGCUCUCAUUUUAUAUUAACGUGCAACUUUUCAAGCAUUCAUUUCGUAAUAAGAAGCAUUAUUCGAAGUACGUAGGAUAAUACACGCCGUACGUACGAUAUUGUUAACUAUUAAAAAGUCGUUGACGAAAGAGAGAGAGAGAGAGAGAGAGUAACAUCAUUUUACGAUGGUUGCUGGGAAUAUCUUUUUACAAAGUAACGAGUAUAAUGUUUGAGUCAUAUAUUGUUAACAUUAUCGCGUAAUAAUAAUACCUGUUAUGACAGUGUUUUCCUAGCUGCUGCAACGAAAAUCCAGUAAUUUAUUGUCAUCCAUAAUGACACGAUGCAAUAUUACGUCAUAAUAUUUCUGACGGUCGCUCUUUAUUGUUGUCGGAACUAUGGACUAGGACAUUUUUUAUAUUGCUAAGGAAAAAUGAUAAAAUGAUAUCUUGAUCUUGUUAUUUUGCGUUAACUGAAAAGAAAAAAAAAAGAUAAAAACUGUAAAUAUCAAUGUAUACAAUUUUUUUAAAUAAAUUAUUUUAGCAUUUUGGCUUGUUGAGAAAUGUUACAAUGUUACGCAUUUGUGAAUCGAUGACAAAGCUAGAGAAAAUAUACACAUUGUAUAUAUACACACACAUGUAUUAGGAUAGUUUUCAAAUGACAGGAAUGAAUAUGUGCCUUACAUCUUGCCUGAAAGUAAUGAUUAUUUAUAUAGAUUUAUAAUGAUUAUUCUGUAUAUGAUACCAUUUCACACGCACAUGCACAUGUGUGCACGUAUGCACACACAUUUUGUGUACUUAAUUUUUAUAAAAUAAAUUAUACUGAAAAUAU